Messenger RNA from Fulvia fulva, 1557 nucleotides. RefSeq names its product Cysteine desulfurase, mitochondrial. The coding region runs from base 1 to 1557 and encodes 518 amino acids. Gene Ontology annotation, biological process: [2Fe-2S] cluster assembly. Gene Ontology annotation, molecular function: cysteine desulfurase activity; pyridoxal phosphate binding. The record is from RefSeq and is a predicted model, not a curated record. Lineage: Eukaryota; Fungi; Ascomycota; Dothideomycetes; Mycosphaerellales; Mycosphaerellaceae. The transcript is spliced from 2 exons. Gene Ontology annotation, cellular component: cytosol; mitochondrion; nucleus.
AUGCCAUCAACAUCGACCAUCAUGUCCAACACAGCACCUGCUCUCGCCCGCCAGGCGUUGCGACAAUGCACCCGCCGUCUGUCGCCAUCAACUUCUCCUUUUGCCACCCAACUCCCACGAGCAUGCAUCACUGCACGAAGUCGGAGGCAUUAUGUCUCCGAGUCGAGCCCGAAGAACGCCACCGUCAAUAUCGAGAACACAAUACGAGAGGACCAAAAGGCAUUUCUAGCACAGACGGGUACUAAGCCCAAGGAUGCCGAGAUACCUGGCACUGGUAUGGCGGGCGACGUGGCCAUGAGCCCGUCGGCUGGCAUAUUGAAGCAAGCAACCGUCAUGGACCAAGGUACACGACCUAUAUACCUCGAUGCACAAGCAACGACGCCUACAGACCCGCGAGUACUGGACGCAAUGCUUCCUUACUUCACCGGUCUAUAUGGCAACCCACAUUCGCGGACUCACGCAUACGGCUGGGAAACAGACAAGGCCGUUGAAGAGGCUCGAGAGCAUAUCGCCAGUCUCAUCGGUGCAGAUCCGAAAGAAAUCAUCUUCACCAGUGGUGCAACUGAGAGCAACAACAUGAGCGUUAAAGGUGUCGCCAGAUUCUUCAAGAAAGGUGGCAAGAAGAACCAUAUCAUCACCUGCCAGACAGAACACAAAUGUGUGCUCGACAGUUGUAGGCAUUUGCAAGAUGAGGGGUUUGAGGUGACAUAUCUGCCCGUGCAGUCCAACGGACUGGUCGACAUGGCGCAGCUGGAGAAGGCGAUGCGACCCGAGACUUGCUUGGUCUCCAUCAUGACCGUGAACAACGAGAUCGGUGUUGUGCAGCCUGUGGAAGAGAUCGGCAAGCUUUGCAGAAGUAAGAAGAUCUACUUCCACACCGAUGCAGCUCAAGCUGUGGGCAAAAUCCCCUUGGACGUCAACAAGAUGCACGUUGAUCUCAUGUCGAUAUCUGGCCACAAGAUCUACGGACCAAAGGGCAUCGGAGCAUGCUACGUGCGAAGACGACCGCGCGUGAGAAUCGACCCCAUCAUCUCGGGUGGUGGGCAAGAGAGAGGCUUGCGAUCUGGAACACUUGCGCCGCCACUUAUCAUUGGCAUGGGUGAGGCCGCGAGAAUAUGCACGGAGGAGAUGGAGUACGACACGAAGCGUAUCUCGACUCUCUCGAAUCGUCUCAAGGACGGCCUCCUCGCCAUGGAGCACACAUCCCUCAACGGCGAUCCCGAGCGACAUUAUCCGGGCUGUGUUAACGUGUCUUUCGCCUAUGUCGAGGGUGAGUCCCUGCUCAUGGCAUUGAAGGACAUCGCGCUCAGCUCAGGUUCGGCCUGCACCUCGGCAUCCCUUGAACCAUCAUACGUUCUCAGAGCACUCGGCAACUCGGACGAGUCUGCCCACAGCUCUAUUCGAUUCGGUAUUGGCAGAUUCACGACUGAUGCCGAGAUUGAUUACGUGCUUGACGCUGUCAAGAACCGAGUCACAUUCCUGCGCGAGCUUAGCCCGCUUUGGGAACUGGUACAAGAGGGCGUUGACCUCAACACGAUUGAGUGGUCGCAGCACUAA